UUACGGUUGACACUGACGUUUUUUAUUCUUUGGAGGUUAGCUUUGGUUUUUGAGGUUAAUAAAAAUAAAUAAUAUUAAUGAAAGACUAAUAAUAACUUGUGAUACGAUAAUGCGUUUGUAAGAAUAUUAAAUUCUUUCAAUAAAGUAUUAUAUUAUCUUUGUUAAAUACAUAAAAACAUUCAUACCAAGUAAAGACGAGUGAUCCAGCCUUAGAUCAUUUACUUAUUAUGAUCUAAGGAUCCAGUGCAAUACAUUAAUCCUUAUUAUUAGAUUAUUUGAUCUCUUCACGUCUAUUUAAUUAUUGCUUUUAACCAUGGAAACCAACGAAUUUGACGCCACCCUGGGUGGCGCAGAACAUCUACCUCUUUCGGCAAAUAACCUAAAAUUCGCUGCAUCCAGAAGCGUAGAAAUCGCUGCACUAACCGAACUCAUCCUUCGACCCAGUGCGACAAAGUUAAUAUUCCAAACCUUGCCUGUGCAUAUGCGACGAAGAGCAAUGAGCCAUAACUGUAAAAGGUUACCGAAAAAGCUGAGGGAUGCAUAUUUUGAACAAUUGAAAAAAAGCGGUAUAUCCCCUAAACAGAAGAGACCAUCGCGAAAACACAGACGUCGUCCAAAAUAUUUGUUAGAAGAGUAUAAUCGUCGUCAAAAACGAAAUAUGUGGUUAGAAACUCACAUAUGGCACGCUAAAAGAUUUCACAUGACAGAAUGUUGGGGCUACCGUCUCGCCUAUGCUCCUUGCGAUAAAGCAUUUCGGGCAUGCUACAGAGGGAGCUCGGCUCAUUGCCUCAUGCAAGAUAUUUCAUAUCUUACACCAAUACAAAUUGAAGGUCCAGUAGAUGUCAUUAAAGAUAUGUUCUCAACUAUAACUAACAGCUCAUGCAAUCUCAGUAUUGGUGCCAAAGCUUAUAUCUCUGGAAAUAGAGAAGGAACAAUCCAUGUAUACAAUUCAAAUACAUAUCCCUUUGGUUACAUAGGAAAAGUGCAAUUUAUGUGGAUUCCAUCCACUAAUAUCCACAAAACCUUAUGUCUCUUUGUACAUCCAGCAAUAGUAAAACAAAUUGAAUUGUUGUUAAUGGACUUACUCAGUAAUAACACUGAACAAAAAGACUUUGAAGAUGUAAGUAAAAAAAGAAAAUUAAAUCACAUCUAUGCAGAAAAUAUUCAAAUAAAAGUGCUGUCAGGCAUGUUUAACAGAUUUAGAUUGACUGGGCCCAAUAGUCAUGCAAUAUUAGUAAAUAGUCUAAAAUGUGUUGAUGAUAUUCAAAAGAUAAAACAUGAUGAUUGGGUGGAAAAGUGUGAUAAUAAAGACUUAGAAUUAUUAAAGGAAAAAGAUCAGUAUUGGAGCAGUUUAAGUCUAGCAAAUUCACCAUCACAACUUCCUCCGCAGGCUGUUAUUGGGUUAGUUGUAAGAGAUCCUCGUUUGAGGAGGCCCAAUCAUAGAACUAAGGCACUAUGUAAGCAUGAUAGUGCUGUAAAUACUAGCAUAUUAACCAAUAUACCACCACAUGCCUCAACCUCAGCAUUAUGGAAUUUAGACGUACAUGAAACAAUUAAAAAGAAUGCAGUCACCAACAGUAAAUACAUUCAGCAUGUCACCAAAACUCAGCUUGUGCCCGGUGAAAUCAAUGAAAAUGAUCCAUUUCUACAAAGUCUACCUGUUGUUUUAGUGCAGCGACCUGGUUCACAAGAUCCUACUCACAAAAAAAUUGGCUAUGGAUGUGGUUGGGACAUUAUAAUGCCUUCUGGAUAUGGUCUUCCUUUCUGGCUCACAUUUAUUAUGUUUGGAGCGAGACCAGGAGGACUCCGUGAAACAGAGAGCUUAGCUUUUGAAAUGGGAGAAUGUUACUUCCCUCCGGACUCUGAAGCAGGGAGAAUAGAAGAAGAAAAAAUAGAAUCAGAACUUAAAAAUAGAUAUUUUAGAUUACCACCAAGCAAGAGAGUAAAUUUUAUAAAACUGGGUAUCAAUGCCCCAUUUAUUUGUCCUUGGCGAUUAUUACUUCAAGACUGGAGUGAAACCCCAGUAGAAAAAUUCUUUAUACUGCGUGACAGACAAAAGUUAAAUAAUUUACAGGAAUGCAUACAAGCCAAGAAAUGUAUACCACAAAUGGAAAAUUCUGACUUUUGCUUAGUAGCAGUGUAUUUGCAACUAUCUGUAAGAGGGAGUCUCAAAAAAAAUGCUUUGAUCUGUUUGCCAGAGCAGAAUGAUAUGAGUUGCAUAAAAGAAUUGGCUGAACCACACCAUGAGGACCCUAAUGAACAAUUAAGAAAAGUGAAAAGAGCAGCACAUUUGAAACUUCUGAAACAAUUAAGAAAAAAAAGAAUCAAACAACACAAGAAACAGAUUACUACAAUAAAGAAAUUAAAUAAAAAAACAUCCAAAGAACCUUCAAAAUAUGUGAAAGAAAUGAGGGAGUUAUGGUUGCCCUCGAAUGUGGAGACAGUGCGCCACAUUGGCGCCCGCCAAGUUAUGGGUUAUAUUUCUCAAGGAGCAUUUAGUUUCACAGAAGCGCGAAGCUGUGGCGUUGGGUACAUUACUUAUAACGCACUUAACACUCUCCUAAACAUGGCCAAAAACCAAGUACUUUUACGGAAUACAAGUUCAAGAAAAUAUCGACUUGCGAAUAUACAAAUCGCUAUACAUUGAUGGAUAAAUAAAAGAACGAUUCUACAAAAA
Messenger RNA from Manduca sexta (tobacco hornworm), 2677 nucleotides. It is a transcript of the gene Pop1, whose product is annotated as ribonucleases P/MRP protein subunit POP1. The record is from RefSeq and is a predicted model, not a curated record. Bases 314 to 2647 code for a protein of 777 amino acids. Gene Ontology annotation, biological process: tRNA 5'-leader removal. Gene Ontology annotation, cellular component: ribonuclease MRP complex; nucleolar ribonuclease P complex. NCBI's taxonomy places the organism in Eukaryota, Metazoa, Arthropoda, Insecta, Lepidoptera, Sphingidae. The transcript has 4 exons.